AUGAAGGUUCUAGCACCGUUGGCCCUUGGGGCCUGCGUUCUGGCCACCGCCCUCACCGAGGACGAGUUCCCGGCGCUGCUCAACCACUCGACCAUCCGCUUUGACCGGCUUCAGAGCAAGUGGGAGCUCCUCAGCGCCGAUAAGUCGAACAAGAACGCGACCAAGACCAAGAAGCCAAUCUUUGCGCCCUCGCCGACGAGGACGAGGGACCACCCGCUCCCGGAUCCGACAGAGCCUGACCCCUGGAGCGGCCUCGAGCUGAACUGGCCGUGCCUCAUCAACGAUGACUUCCUUGAGCUCGGCUGCCGCCCUGUCAUGUUCUUCUUUGCCCGUGGCUCCAGCCAACUCGGUAACAUGGGAAGGAAGCCCGGCCCAUUCAUCGCCAAGUUGCUCCGCGACCACUACGGCUUCCGGAACGUCUCCGUUCAGGGCGUCGGGUACGGCGCCUGGGUCCUGGGCAACCUCAUGAAGGACGGGACCGACGCCAAGGGCAUCAACCUGAUGAAGCAACUCCUGCACGAGGCCGCCGUCUCCUGCCAGCACUCCAAGAUCAUCGUCUCCGGGUACAGCCAGGGCGCCGCCGUCGUGCACGCCGCGUUCGAGACGCUAGAGCAGGAGGUCAUCGACCGCACCAACGCCAUUGUUCUGUUUGGCGACACCCGGACCAAGUACAGCAACAACACGGUGGCCAACUUCCCCCGCAACAAGACGCUCUCCCUCUGCAACAAGAAGGACAUCAUCUGCGAGCAGGGCAGGCUCAUCCUCAACGACAACCACCUCGACUACACGAACCGCUCGGAGGAGGCCGCCCAGUUCAUCAUCAAGAUGCUGCCAGACGUCCCCAGCAAGCACGGAAAACUUCCAUUUCACCCGCCCCCUCCGCGUCCUCAAUACCGGCCCUAA
Messenger RNA from Cordyceps fumosorosea ARSEF 2679, 903 nucleotides. RefSeq names its product Cutinase. The coding region runs from base 1 to 903 and encodes 300 amino acids. Gene Ontology annotation, molecular function: cutinase activity. Gene Ontology annotation, cellular component: extracellular region. The transcript is spliced from 3 exons. NCBI's taxonomy places the organism in Eukaryota, Fungi, Ascomycota, Sordariomycetes, Hypocreales, Cordycipitaceae. Gene Ontology annotation, biological process: carbohydrate catabolic process. The record is from RefSeq and is a predicted model, not a curated record.